AUGGACAUCUAUGACCCCUCCAGUGCAGCUUAUAAAAAGGCCAGGCGACAGUACUUGAAGACGACAAAGAGUAGAACUAAAGAUUUAGAUGCAGAAUGGACCCCAUUCCGAGCAGCGGAGAAAAGAUAUAAAGCACGUUUCCCCCCUCCUGAUCUCAGCCACGUCCUAGAUUUAUCAUCAGCCACCUGUGAUGCUGUGACACUAGCCAGUGGUCAGAGUUUUUAUUGCAACGGGGUUGAGAUCAAAUUUCUUGAUACGAAUGAAUCGACGUCUUCUGGCGUCGGUAAAGCAUUUGCAGUCCCCCACGUCCCAGGUCUUGUUAUACUUCCAUCGUUUGUUUCCCCUCAGGAUCAGCGACGACUAGUGCAAUGGGCUCUUCGUGACCAUGCACGGCAUCCCAAUGAAACAAACCUUGAUGCUCAUUAUAUCCUGCCCAACGAAGGGUUAUGGAAUGCACAUCUUAAUUCAGAUGCGCCUUUGAUCAGAACACGAGCAUACCCAGAGUUUCGAUGUUGCAUUCACCGAAGCCUCCGCCUGCGCCGUCUCCGACUGUUUCGCCAGCUCUCACCCACUGCACUUAUCUCAAGGUUGCGCUGGGCAAAUAUCGGAUGGUCAUAUCAUUGGGGUAGUAAGCAAUAUGACUUCACCAAGGGCAAAGGUCGUGUCGACAAUGAAAUCGGAGCCAUAUGCAAGCGGGCUGUCUCCGCUGUUAAUUGGAAAGAAGUAUUUGGACAAUCGGACGAGGAAGGAUGGGUUGAUGAACAUUGGAGAAGUUGGCAUGAGACAUAUGAACCUGAUGCUGGCAUCGUUAAUUACUAUCAAAUCAAGGACACUCUCAUGGCACACGUAGAUCGCUCGGAAGUCUGUGCUACGUCACCUCUGGUUUCGAUAUCGCUGGGCAACGCCGCUAUCUUCCUCAUCGGUGGUCUUACUAGAGAUGUGGAGCCAACGGCGAUUCUUCUUCGCUCGGGUGAUGUUGUGAUAAUGUCCGGACCUGCUUGUAGACGGGCCUAUCACGGCGUUCCCCGUAUCUUGGAGGACACUCUGCCUGAUCACUUCUCCCUGAAAUCGGAUGGCGAAGGAUUCUCUAGUUGGACAUCAUAUGAAUUAUACAUGCGGACAACUCGGAUUAAUAUCAAUGUCCGACAGGUUUUUCCAAAGGGGUUCGAUCCUGGCCUACAAGUGGAGAAUUAA
Suillus subaureus is the source of this 1194-nucleotide messenger RNA. RefSeq lists its product as uncharacterized. Gene Ontology annotation, cellular component: cytoplasm; nucleus. Lineage: Eukaryota; Fungi; Basidiomycota; Agaricomycetes; Boletales; Suillaceae. The record is from RefSeq and is a predicted model, not a curated record. The transcript is spliced from 7 exons. The coding region runs from base 1 to 1194 and encodes 397 amino acids.